Messenger RNA from Rotaria socialis, 1326 nucleotides. NCBI's taxonomy places the organism in Eukaryota, Metazoa, Rotifera, Eurotatoria, Philodinida, Philodinidae. The record is from the annotation of a GenBank genome assembly.
AUGGUUGUAAAAGAGUGGCGUAAUGGUGACAAAUAUGAAGGAGGUUGGGAGAAUGGUGAAAAACAUGGGCAAGGCACAUUAUUUUAUGUAGAUGGUGGUAAAUAUGAAGGUGAAUGGGCUAGUAAUAUGAGAAAUGGUUAUGGAGUUAAUAUUUGGGCUAAUGGCGAUCGAUAUGAAGGAGAUUGGCAGAAUAAUUUGAAGCACGGCGAAGGAAAACUUUUUUAUGCUAAUGGUGGUAAAUACACUGGAGAAUGGAAGAACAAUAUAAGACAUGGCCAAGGCGUAAAUAUCUGGAGAAACGGCACUCGCUAUGAAGGAUUUUGGAAAGAAAAUCAACAACACGGUAAAGGAACAUUUACUUAUCCAGAUGGAGGAAAAUAUGUUGGCGAAUGGUUAGCAAAUAUGCGACAUGGAAAUGGAGUAAAUACUUGGAAAAAUGGUGAUCGAUAUGAAGGAUUGUGGGAUCAUAAUAGAAAACAUGGUAAAGGAACAUUUUAUCAUGCAGACGGAACCGAAGAACAUGGUAUUUGGAAUAAUGAUACAUUAAAUGGAGAUUCAAAUCAAGGAUCCGACAAUAAAAAGCCAAAAAAUGACAAUAAUUCAAAAAAUGCAUUACAAUUCAAAGGCUUUUGGUUAAAUGGCCAACCAUUUGUAGUUUUAUUAAUGCCGAAAUCACCUGUUUGUCCUUAUUUGACACUUGGACGUGAAUUUAUUGUUUCAUUAAAUUGGGAUAAAGCGUAUUUUGAUCGUACUCAUGAUAAUUGCUAUUGCAGUCGAUGUUAUAAGGAAUCCUGGAGUGAUGUGAUUGAAGCUGGUGACGACAGAUAUGUUAUUCCUCGUGGAUGGGUACGUUUAGGUCUUCAUAUCGAUCCAAUUCAUAUGAAAGCAGAAGAUAUUUGGAAUAGAUGGAUAGUAACAUUUCAUGGCACGACUAAAAUUGCUGCACAAUCGAUUAUUAAACAUCGUCAAUUUUGUCUUCCGGGUGAUGUAUUAAUUGAUGGUACUAAACUGGGUAUUCGCCCGGGACAUAUUCCCGAUAAACAGUUUAUUUAUACAUCACCAACGAUAGCUUAUUCAAGUGGUUUAGCAUAUAGUCCAAUUUACGAUUUUCACUCUACAGAAAACAAUGCUAAUUAUCAAACACAAAUCGUUCUACAAUGUCGACAAAUGCCUAAUACUUAUAAAAUCGGACCAGAAACAAUAGGAGCAGGGGAAAAUCAGAUUUGUUCACAUAUUUCGAAUUCUGAGAUUGAAUAUUUUACGGAUAGAAGAGGAUCAUUAGUUGCCUAUGGAAUACUAGUAAGAUUUCGAUCAAAAAAUAAUUAG